Messenger RNA from Sardina pilchardus (European sardine), 1789 nucleotides. RefSeq lists its product as uncharacterized. The record is from RefSeq and is a predicted model, not a curated record. The transcript is spliced from 7 exons. NCBI's taxonomy places the organism in Eukaryota, Metazoa, Chordata, Actinopteri, Clupeiformes, Clupeidae. The coding region runs from base 1 to 987 and encodes 328 amino acids.
AUGCUCUACUGCUCCCUGACCACCUAUGGACCGUGUCAGAGUUCAAAUGUUCUUACAAAUGUUCGUCUGAGCUGGGUGGAUGUGGGAGGAGCUGAACUGCAGAACACCAGCAGCCUCCAGACCAGUGGAGAUCAUCGCUGUAACAUCACACUGACUGAGAAGCUCAGAGCUCCAGACCCCACUCCCACUCAGAGGAGAUGCCAGCUGACUGCAGGAGGAAAAGUUCAGACUUAUGUCUCCCACACAGUCAGCGUUCCAGUGAAACCAACUAGAACUCCAGUGGUGACGAGAGGACCUGCACCACCACGACCAGCAACUCCACCCAAAACACCACCACCACAACCAGCACCAACUCCACCCAAAACACCACCAACAACAACAACAACUCCACCAAAAACACCACCACCACCACAACCAGCAACUCCACAGCCUCCAGCAACUCCACCAAAAACACCACCACCACAACCAGCACCUCCACCCAAAACACCACCACCACGACCAGUACCUCCACCCAAAACACCACCACCACAACCAGUACCUCCACCCAAAACACCACCACCACAACCAGCUCCACCCAAAACACCACCACAACCAGCAUCACCACCACCAGCAAGUCCUCAGCCAUCAAAUCCACCCAAAACAGCAAGCACUCCACCAACUCCAGGUUCUCCAUCUGACAUCAUCUUGCUCGCUGUUCUCAUCACUACUGGGCUGCUGGCUGUUGUGGCUGUUUGUGUUGCAGCACUUCUGGUGAAGAGGGCCAGAGCACGUGGAACCAGAGAUGGAGGACGGACCCCGACAGGCACCGGUGCAGGUGAUGUCCUCUACUCCACUGUGAAUAAAUCAGCUGCUCCUGCCAAGUCUGCUGGUCAUAAGAUGUCCGGAAACGUAACAUAUGCUGAGGUUGCCCACCGUUCUAAAGCACACGCCCUCCCUCCUAACGCCGCAGACAGUGUGACCUACGCCACCGUCAACAUCACCCAUUAGGCCUAAAGCAAGAGGAGACACCAGGAAGAGGAUCUCACAGUUAUUGUGUUUUUGUAGUCACCAUUCAAAUGAAGUUUGUUUGUUCUUUUAGCAAAAUAUUAGUUAAUAUCUUCACUCUUGCACUUUCAGUUUCACUUUGGAGUGAGGAUAUUACUGCGCAGAGUCUAAGUGCUCCCAAUGUUAUGCCGCCACACAUACAGUAGUUAUCACUUUUAGCCUGCUUAGAAAUGCACCACGUUUUAUUUUGUCUCACCAAUUUGCAUAUCUAAACUAGUAGAAAGGUCUCAUGUUGACAAAAGUUUUUGCAACCAGCAGCACCCCUGUUUAUACAUGCAAAUGAUUGCUGUUUUUAUGUGAAUAUGUUAAGUUGAUUUAGAUAUCAGGGAGAGAACACAGAUUCUUUGGUUCUUUCUCUGAUCUCUUCUCUUCUAUUCUGCUCUUGUCUUUGACUGGCUAGACUCUGCCCUGCCUACGCAUCUCUUCUGGAGGAGGCCUGGCUCUCUCUGGUCCCUUUCUCUCUCCCUCUCUCUUUCUCCUCUCCUCUCUUUCUCUCUCUUUGAGGUUUGUUAUUUUCUUUAUGUUUGAUGUAUUGUUUUACCUGAUGUGUUUAACGUCUAACUUGUUUUUAUCACUCUUAAUUAUUUCAAGAUUUUUUUUGUUAUUUGGUUAAGUUUUCUUUGUUCUUUUGUUACAGUAUAUGCCUAUCUGAAUUGGUCUUACAUUCGGCCCUUUAGUCUGAUCAUAUUUUGUUUACUGUGGCACUUCUAAGGUCAAUCUGACCUGUGAUGCAUUCAGUAAAAUA